AUGCAAUGCCUAUGGUUUUGCUUCAAGAAUAUUUUGCAGGCAGACCUUGACUCUGUGAAGGAUAACUGGAACAGCCACUAUAUCCGAAGAUCGCGUCAUGAUACUAUCCCUGGGAGACCGAAUGAACUGUAUUACCUACCUGAGAACAGUGGCUUCCAAGACCACAAAUGUGACGUUUCUGAAGAACAACUUAGAGAUAUGGGUAUAUACUGCGAAUUGCCUGACGAUGAUAACACUUUUGAGCAAUACUUCGGUUAUGUUAUGGAAAGCCAGAAUCUAGUACCACCUUCAACCUGGAGAGAAGCAUUAUUUCUCUAUAACAACUUGAUGCAUUUUGCGGAUCCGGAGUUGUAG
Paramuricea clavata is the source of this 354-nucleotide messenger RNA. NCBI's taxonomy places the organism in Eukaryota, Metazoa, Cnidaria, Anthozoa, Malacalcyonacea, Plexauridae. The record is from the annotation of a GenBank genome assembly.